Molecule: messenger RNA, 2389 nt
Organism: Hemiscyllium ocellatum (epaulette shark)
Lineage: Eukaryota; Metazoa; Chordata; Chondrichthyes; Orectolobiformes; Hemiscylliidae
Product: circularly permutated Ras protein 1
Exons: 20
Coding region: 173-2311 (712 amino acids)
Biological process (GO): endoplasmic reticulum to Golgi vesicle-mediated transport; COPII-coated vesicle cargo loading; intracellular protein transport
Cellular component (GO): COPII vesicle coat; endoplasmic reticulum exit site
Molecular function (GO): zinc ion binding; SNARE binding
Source: RefSeq, a predicted model, not a curated record
ACAACUUAUUUCCUGUCUCAAUCAUAGCAUCACAACAUUCAGAUAUUGAAGAAGGCCCUUUUGAAUUGCGAGGUGAACAUUUGGACAGAAGGAUUAAAUCUUCCCAUUCUCGGAGAAACCCUUCCUCAUCUGUCAGGUGACUCCUUUCCAGUUUGGAUGUUCAGCUGAAGUCAUGGAAUUUGCUUACAGCCACAUUGUGUACAAUUCGCAAAACAUACCUUCCCCAAAUCCCAGAAACAGAGAACGCGAACACAGGCAUGAUAGAUCAGCUUCUGUUCCAGAUCUUGUUGAAAAUCAAACAUAUUCAAGCACAUGCUUCAGACCUCUAUCAUUACCAGCCAAUCACAGUUUUCAUCAAUAUGACAACCGAUUCCUGAAAUCAUCUGGAGAUGAGGAUAACUGCGUAUAUGCGACUGUUCCAAAAUCUUCACAUGGGAACCGAGCAAAACGUCCAAUACCUCCUGCCAGAAGCAAAAAAUCAACACCAAUGGAUGAGGAAGACAACCAGGCUCCACCUCUGCCUCCACGUCUUAAUUCUUUCACCACACACCAGCUCUCUGCAACGCUGCCAUGUUCACUAAACCCACCCCAACGGGUCCCGCCACCAAGGCCCAAACGAACUUUUCCAGCCCCUAAGAAUGCUGGUUCUCAACCAAGUAAGAAAGCCAAUGUGAACGUGGUCUCUGUUAACCUGGGAAAAUUGGUAGACGUCAGUAAUUUGCAAACCCAGUCUGUGAAAGCCAUCUACUGCCAAAGAUGUUCAGCAGCUUUGUCCAGUAUUAGUCGGAUUCACCAGAAAUAUGCAGAUAUUAUAUGGCCUUGCGAAUUCUGUAGUAAGCAAAAUGUGAUCUCUCGAUCCUUCAGUACAAUACCCAACAGUCAAGAUGUCAUAUAUCUCUCAGAGUCUGCCAGUGAAGAUUACAUAAAUGUGGACGACUCCUUGGUUGUUUUCUGCAUUGAUGUCUCUGGAAGCAUGUGUGCAACCAAUGAGAUUGAAGUUUCUGAUGACAGUUCCAGAACAGUUCAUGUAUCAAGAUUGCAGAGUGUUCAAGAAGCCAUCUUGAGAUCUUUGAGUCUCAUGACUCAGACCUGCCCUCAAAAGCGAGUCGCCUUGGUUACGUUUAAUGAUGAGGUAACAGUCUAUGGAGAUGGUCUGGGUGAGCCUAUAAGACUGAGUGAUUAUCAGCUAUUGGAUUCUGACUAUCUGAAGGAAAGAGGGAGAGAGUUUUCUGCCCCACGAUGCAUUGCAGAAAGUCUACAGGCACUAAAUUAUAGGAUCCAUGAAAUGCGAGAGCAAGGAGCAACUGCCCUCGGACCAGCUGCGUUGAUAUCAGUAUCAAUAGCAUCAAAGAAACCUGGGUCAAAAGUAAUCAUCUGCACAGAUGGGAGGGCAAAUACAGGCCUAGGAUACUUGGAGAGUGUGGAGGAAGAUAUCUACGAGUGUUCCAGACAGUUUUACACUGAUGUAGGAGAGCAAGCCACUUUAAAUGGGGUGAUUGUAUCGGUUCUGACAAUAGAAGGCACGGACUGUCGACUGGCAGAACUCGGCAAACUGGCAGAUCGGUCAGGAGGAAGGAUUAAUAUUGUUGAUCCAACUAAUUUAUCAAAAGAGAUUCAGGCCACUUUGGAAGAUGAUGUAAUUGCCACCAAUGCAACUGUCACCUUUGUGGUCCCUGAACAGAUGUAUUUUGGAUAUGAGGAAGAAACAGGGAACAAGUAUGUCAAGCAAAUUGGAAAUGUGACUAAAGAUACAGAACUGACAUUUGAAUUUGGAAUAAAGGAAGGUCAUGUUCAAGCUGUCCAGGCGAUCGAGAAGUUGCCUUUUCAGCUACAAGUCAGCUUCACCACUCAGGAUAACAGACAGGCCUGUCGAGUCAUCAGUCAGGAGAGACAUAUCACAAGCAACAGCUCCUUGGUUGAGGACAAUGUGAACAUAACUGUAUUGGGAAUACAUGCAGCACAACUUAGUGGUCGAUUGACAAUGGAGGGUAAAGUAAAAGAAGCCCGUAGGGAGGUGGAAGCACAGAAAGAGCUCAUCCAAAAGAUUGUUGAAAAAAAACAGAACCAAAAGGAGGAAGACAUUUAUCAGAACUGGCUGUGUUCUGUGGCAGUUGUGUGUGAAGACCUGACAAACCCUCAGCAGGUGGAAAGCAUAGCACAAGGAAAGAACGUAACAGAAAACAGUGAUUCUGUUUUUAAGGUUUUAUCCGAUGAGGUCGCAAACAUGGUUUAUCGCCUGAAAAAUGCAAAGAGCAAAAUGCUGAAGAAGCCAGUGUCUAAACCAAAAUCUACUCUGGUACCAAUGCUUUGAAUAUAAAUUGUGGGAGAUCACCUAAAAAUUUGUAAUGUAAACUAUGCAAUCUUUUCAUUCAUUUGUAUUUUACCAAAU